Molecule: messenger RNA, 330 nt
Organism: Parastagonospora nodorum SN15
Lineage: Eukaryota; Fungi; Ascomycota; Dothideomycetes; Pleosporales; Phaeosphaeriaceae
Exons: 3
Coding region: 1-330 (109 amino acids)
Source: RefSeq, a predicted model, not a curated record
AUGAAGCUCUCCGACACUGUUAUCGUCGCCUGUGUGACUCUUCUCCCCGUCGCCCUUGCCGCGGACUAUAGUGCUGGAUGCAGUGACAAAAAUAUGGGCGAGUCCAUGUGCGGUGGGAUCGGUCACAGACGCCUCAGACGAUGCUACAAAGGCUUGUGGAGAAACUUUCAAUGCCCGAGAGGAUGCACUCCAAUUCCUUUUGCCCAGUGCUCGACAUACGAAUUUACUUGGAUGGUUGACCCACCCGUAAAUCUGACUGUCGCCACAAACAUCACCGUGCCCGCCGAUUUGACUGUCGCAAACAACUCAACGGAGCUGCCCGUUCACUAA